Messenger RNA from Acanthopagrus latus (yellowfin seabream), 5133 nucleotides. It is a transcript of the gene slc4a5a, whose product is annotated as solute carrier family 4 member 5a. Gene Ontology annotation, biological process: transmembrane transport; bicarbonate transport; monoatomic anion transport. Gene Ontology annotation, molecular function: sodium:bicarbonate symporter activity; solute:inorganic anion antiporter activity; monoatomic anion transmembrane transporter activity. The record is from RefSeq and is a predicted model, not a curated record. NCBI's taxonomy places the organism in Eukaryota, Metazoa, Chordata, Actinopteri, Spariformes, Sparidae. The coding region runs from base 790 to 4233 and encodes 1147 amino acids. The transcript is spliced from 25 exons. Gene Ontology annotation, cellular component: plasma membrane.
GAGGGUCGUUCCUUCUGCUUUUACAGCUGCAUAUUUUUCAGUCCAGUUUUCAGGGAAGAUUUUUCUGAUAAAAAAAUAAAACAGCUGCACCAGAAAGCAGACGGACGGACGGACGGACGGAGGGAGGGAGGUAAUGUAGCCUGGCUGGAAAAGACGAACUGAACAUUAAGAACGAGAAUAACUUUCAAAGACCACAUGUCAUAUUGAUUGAUUUCAAUAAUUUAGCCUACUGCUGCUAACUUAACACCCCCGUGUGUUGGAUUCGAUCUGUCCUACUUCUGGUCAAUAUCUAUCUGCGGACAUGUUGCGAUGUCUUUAUUCACAGAAAAAUUGAAAGUUGCCAUCUGUCUUCUAAUAACUUCAGCAGAUCCAAUUCCCAUCGACACGAGGCCAAAUUUAAAAUAAACCUGCAUCGACGGCACUGCAGAUAAAAACAGUGAGUGAACGUAUAUGAUCUCUAACCUAGAACAGGGUGGCCCCUAAACACCGCAGCUGGACGCUCGAUGUGUGAAUCGGCUCCACGUGCGACAAGUUAUCUUCGCGUUUGGUUUUAAUUAAGCACAUUUCCAUCGACUUGGCCUCGCUUUUUUAAUUAUUUUCCCAUCGAUCCGCACUGUAACCCAACAUGGAGGUCAGUGAACAGGCUGCAGGCUGGUAUCAGAAACACACAUGCACACACAAACACACACAUGCACUGAAACACACACAAACACACACACACACACAUUUACAGACUUAACUUUCUCUCUGACUGUUUGAAAUGAUGUGCUGCCUCUCUUCCUCUUCAGGAUGGAGCAUGGAGACAGAGGGAUGGGCGUCUCUCACCUUCGCUAUGAGGAGGAGGAGGACCAUCAGUCCAUCUACAUCGGCGUCCCAGUGCCUCGAGGAUAUCGACGUAAGCGCAGGCGAAGGCGCUCUAGUCGCGAGGCUUCCGACAUGGAGAGGGACAGCAGACGCUACAGCCACCACAGACACCACGAGCACGAGCACGAGCAGGACCGCUACAGAGACAUCGAUAUAGAGGAAGGACUUAUGGAUUCAACCGAGCAGGGUCUCCAAGACAUCAACCGCACAAUGUCUCCGGCGGCCGAGCGGCUACGUUACAUCCUGAGCGAAGAGGACGACAUGCCCACGCCGACGCUCUUCACCGAGAUGGACACUCUGCAGCGAGAAGGAGACGAGCUGGAGUGGAAGGAGUCUGCCAGGUGGGUGAAGUUUGAGGAGAAGGUGGAGGAGGGAGGAGAGAGAUGGAGUAAACCCCACGUGUCCACGCUGUCGCUGCACAGUCUGUUUGAGCUCAGGACGUGUCUGCAGACGGGAACGGUGCUUCUGGACCUGGAGGGCUACUCGCUGCCUCAGAUCGUUGACGACAUCAUUGAGAGACAGAUCGAGGAGGGCAUGAUAUCUCCAGAGCUGAGGGACAAGAUCAGCUUCGUCCUGCUGAGGAAACAUCGACACCAGACCAAGAAGCCGAUCCACCGCUCGCUAGCCGACAUCGGCAAAUCCAGCUCUUCUACCGCAGGUCGGAACGUCGGGCCGAGAGGCGCGCCGGGUCCGGGCCCGGCGCCCAACUUCAACCGAUCCACAGAGGACCUCCGGAUGAAACAGCAGCCUGCGCCCAACUACGGCCGCCUGCGUCACGCUCAGAGUCGGAGUAUGAACGAUAUCGCAGACACUCCGAGCACAGACCAGCUAAAGAAUAAAUUCAUGAAGAAGAUUCCCAGAGAUGCGGAGGCGUCCAACGUCUUGGUGGGCGAAGUGGAUUUCCUCAACAAACCCUUCGUCGCCUUCGUCCGUCUGGCUCAAGCCACGACGCUAGGAGGUCUGACCGAGGUCCCCGUUCCCACCAGAUUCCUGUUUAUUCUCUUGGGACCUCAAGGAAAGGCCAAGUCCUAUAACGAGAUCGGUCGAGCGAUAGCGACGCUAAUGGUGGACGAUCUCUUCAGCGACGUGGCCUACAAGGCCAGAGAUCGAGAGGACCUCAUCGCAGGCAUAGAUGAGUUUUUGGACGAGGUGAUCGUGCUUCCACCUGGAGAAUGGGAUCCCAAAAUCCGCAUUGAGCCUCCGAAGAAAGUCCCCUCGGCUGACAAAAGGAAGUCUGUGUUUUCUUUAAACGAGCUGGGGCAGAUGAACGGAACGGCCGGAGGAAAAGGAGGUCUGGAUCAGGACGAGGAGAUGCCGGAGCAACACGAGCUCGGAGAGGAGCUGGCCUUCACUGGACGGUUCUGUGGUGGUUUGUUCCUGGACAUAAAGCGGAAGCUGCCGUGGCUACCGAGCGAUUUCUACGAGGGUUUCCACAUCCAGUCCAUCUCCGCCGUGCUCUUCAUCUACCUGGGAUGCAUCACCAACGCCAUCACCUUCGGCGGCCUGCUGGGAGACGCUACCGACAACUACCAGGGUGUGAUGGAGAGCUUCCUGGGUACGGCUCUGGCCGGGUCCGUCUUCUGCCUCUUCAGCGGGCAGCCCCUCAUCAUCCUCAGCUCCACCGGACCCAUCCUCAUCUUUGAAAAGCUCCUGUUUGAAUUCAGCAAGAACAACGGUAUAGACUACAUGGAGCUGCGUCUGUGGAUCGGGAUGCACUCCUGCCUGCAGUGCUUCAUCCUGGUGGCCACGGACGCCAGCUACAUCAUCAAGUACAUGACGCGCUUCACCGAGGAGGGCUUCUCCAGCCUCAUCUCCUUCAUCUUCAUCUCCGACGCCAUCAAGAAGAUGGUGGGCUCCUUCAAGUAUUACCCCAUCAACACCGACUUCAAGCCCGACUACGUGACCGCCUACAAGUGCGAGUGCCUGGCUCCAGACCCGAUGGCUGCAAUGAUCUUCAAUGGUUUAGUUCCAAUGCCAGAUAACAGCUCUAGUGUCUCUGGGUUGAAUGUGACAGCUCUGGACUGGAGCCAGCUGAGCAAGAAGGAGUGUCUGAAGUACGGCGGCUCUCUGGUGGGAAAGUCCUGCAAGUACGUCCCCGACCUGGCCCUCAUGUCCUUCAUCCUCUUCUUCGGCACGUACUCCAUGACCGUCUCCCUCAAGAAGUUCAAGUUCAGCCGCUACUUCCCCACCAAGCUGAGGAAGCUCAUCAGCGACUUCUCCAUCUUCAUGUCCAUCAUGACGUUCGUGGGGCUCGAUAUGCUGAUGGGACUCAAAACGCCCAAACUCAUCGUCCCCACAGAGUUUAAGCCGACUCGGCCCGAUCGUGGCUGGCUGGUGAUGCCGUUUGCGAAGAACCCGUGGUGGGUCUACGUGGCCAGCUUCGUCCCCGCCCUCCUGGUCACGAUCCUCAUCUUCAUGGACCAGCAGAUCAGCGCCGUCAUCGUGAACCGCAAGGAGAACAAACUUAAGAAAGGAUGUGGCUACCAUCUGGAUCUGUUCUGGGUGGGCGUCCUGAUGGCCGCCUGCUCGUUCAUGGGCCUUCCCUGGUACGUCGCCGCCACCGUCAUCUCCAUCGCCCACAUCGACUCGCUGAAGAUGGAGAGCGAGUCGAGCGCUCCCGGAGAGCAGCCUCAGUUCCUCGGGGUCAGAGAACAAAGAAUGACGGGCAUAUUGGUGUUUGCUCUCACCGGAGUCUCCAUCUUCCUCGCUCCAGUACUCAAGUUCAUCCCCAUGCCCGUGCUGUACGGCGUCUUCCUCUACAUGGGCGUCGCUUCCCUCAGUGGGAUCCAGUUCUGGGACAGGAUUAAGUUGUACAUGAUGCCGUCCAAGCACCAGCCCGACUUCUCCUACCUCCGUCACGUCCCGCUGAGGAAGAUUCACCUGUUCACGCUGGUCCAGAUCUUGUGUCUGGCCGUGCUCUGGAUCCUUAAAUCCACAUUCCUGGCCAUCAUCUUCCCCGUCAUGAUCCUGGGUCUGAUGGUGGUCCGAAAGAUGCUGGACAUGGUGUUCUCCCAGCACGACCUGGCCUGGAUGGACGACCUGCUGCCUGAGAAAGAGAAGAAGAAGAAGGAGGACAAUAAGAAGAAGGGCAAAGAUGUGGAGAAGGAGAAGAAGAAGCCCAAACAAGACGACAGCGAGGAAGAGGACAAGCCACACGUCUACUCCAACCACUCGCCCAGCUCAGAGUCGGACUUGGAUCGCAGCAUCACCCUCCACCUGAAGAUCUCCUGCCCGUCGUCUCCGGCCAUGCCUAUGGGCCGAGGGAUGGCCUGCCCCGUGCCCCAGGUCAAGAUCGAGAUGGAGUCGGACUACGACUCGGACCUGGACACCCACCGGCCUCGGGACAUGAGCAGUGAGACCACGUUAUGAAGCUGACGCUCGAUGUCUUGUUGACAGAACAACACUCACAGCGAGGUGUGGGACGAACUGCUCCAUGCAGCCGGUUCUGAUCCACGGACAGUUUAGGCUGGUACAGCUGUGAACAGACGGACACUAACAGACUGGCUGAAGCUGGACUGAUCCAACCGAUGGAGACGUUUAUGUUUUUAGCGGCAUCUGCUUUCAAAAUUGGUGCAUUUCUGACAGAAACUGCUCGAACAAGAUAUGAAAUACUAAAUUUAUUUAUUUACUUGUAUGAUGUAAAUAGCCACAAUAAGAGAGGAACUAUUUAUCUGUAUGUGCUGUAUAGGAAAUAUUAUAUUUGAUGUGAACAUAUUUAUCUUCAUACAUACAUAGCUAUGGAUACUGUACUAUAAUACAGUUACUGCAAAUCCAAACAAACUCUACCGUACAGUAACGUCACAUCAGCCUGCGUCUACAGUUUGAUUCUGCAGCAGGAAAAACAGGCACAAAGUUAUUGAUAACGAGGUUGUAACACCGACUGUACAAAGCCAUGCCUUCUUCUACAUUAGCCUUUGUUCACUGGUGUUUCUGUGUUUGUUUGAAUAUGUUGUUUUGUGCCUCUGAUCCCAGAGAACAACUCUCCUCUCCCUCCCGUCUCCCUCCAGUUCAACACUUCCAUAUUGGCACAUUAACCCGGAACAAAAAGAAACAACCAAAAAAAACAAAAAACAAAAGUUGUGAUGUUGCUGCAAAGGAUCGAUUUAUUGUGCAAGACGUAGCGUUCAGGUUUAUAUUUGUGACUCUGUAUGAGAAUGUAACUCACUUUCACAACACCACAUGCAAUAUGACAAUAACGACGCUCACACGUGAUGGAUGUUCAUGAACUGACCGAUAUUAUUCAUGUAAUUAAAAUUCCAUUAUUCCAAA